Penicillium digitatum Pd1 is the source of this 1182-nucleotide messenger RNA. The record is from RefSeq and is a predicted model, not a curated record. Lineage: Eukaryota; Fungi; Ascomycota; Eurotiomycetes; Eurotiales; Aspergillaceae.
AUGAUUACUUGGCGUUCUAUCGCUCACACCUUGCAACGGUUCAAACUACCAAUUCCACCGGGGUUCCUGGUUACAACCCCAGAGCAAGCAAGGCAUGUUGUCUCCGUGAUGAAUGGACCAUCAGUGAUAAAAGCCCAAGUCCUCGCAGGCGGACGCGGCAAAGGUAACUUCAACAGCGAUGGGAAAAGUGGGGUCCGACGUGUCGAGUCAUCAAGCGAAGCAUUUAAAAGCGCCAGUAACAUGCUCGGGUACUACCUAACCACGGCGCAAACACCAGAGGAUGGACUCCGCGUUGACAAGCUCUACAUCAACAAAGCCAUGGCCAUCGCUCAGGAAUUCUACUUCGCAAUGAUACUCGACCGACAACACACCUCACCCGUGCUAUUAAUAUCCUCGUCCGGGGGGACAGACAUUGAAUCGAACAUCGACAACCUGCACAAACUCUGCUUUGGGCUCUCGACAGGCAUCACUGACGAAAUCGAUGCGUAUGUUCAAGCAGAGCUGGGAUUCUCCGAUGUCGAGAUGAAGGACAUACACCGGAUCUUAGUGCAGAUGGUCAAGUUGUUCAAGGAGAAAGAUGCGACGCUACUUGAGUUGAAUCCCCUGGUGCGUACGGAGGAAGGGGAAUUUGUCUGUUUGGAUGCCAAGUUUGGGUUCGAUGACCUGGCGCGGUAUCGACAAGAGGAGAUCUUUGCGUUGGAGAAGAGGUCACCGGAAGAGGAGGAGGAGCAUCAGCUGGCAAAAUUAGGACUUUCUUAUGUGCGACUUGAUGGGAAUAUAGGGAACAUUGUUAAUGGGGCUGGGUUGGCGAUGGCCACUAAUGAUCUGAUUAGUCUGCAGGGGGGGAGAUGUGCGAACUUUUUAGAUGUUGGGGGUGCGGCGACGAAGGAGGCUUUGUCGAAGGCUUUGGGGAUUUUGAAGAGUGAUCAGAGGAUUAAGGGGAUUUUGAUAAAUAUUUAUGGGGGAAUUGUACGAUGCGAUAUGAUUGCCGAGGCGAUUGUUGCUGCUGCUGCUGAGAUGGGGGGUUUCAAAUGUCCCGUUGUGGUUCGGUUGCAGGGUACGAAUUCCGACAAGGGAUUGAAGCUGAUUGAAAGAUCCGAGUUGGAUAACUUGAUUGUAGAAGCCGAGUUCGAAAAUGCUGCCCAGAUGAUCGUGAAGCAAACACCCGGGGUUGAAGUUUAA